Paralichthys olivaceus (Japanese flounder) is the source of this 1899-nucleotide messenger RNA. Its product is annotated as beta-1,3-galactosyltransferase 1-like. Gene Ontology annotation, molecular function: N-acetyl-beta-D-glucosaminide beta-(1,3)-galactosyltransferase activity. Lineage: Eukaryota; Metazoa; Chordata; Actinopteri; Pleuronectiformes; Paralichthyidae. The record is from RefSeq and is a predicted model, not a curated record. Gene Ontology annotation, cellular component: Golgi membrane.
ACAGGGAAGUGGCUGUACAAUGGAAGAAAGUGAGGGACUGUUGGAUGCUGGGCGGCCGGCGGACAGCAGGAGGAAGUGUGGCUGCUCACGCCGUCUCUGCUUCUGCUUCAUUCUAGUGUUUGCUGCCAUUUUUCUGUUCUUUUACAACACGAACUUAACGGAGAUGACAACUGACUGGAACCCUUUUAAAAGUCUGGGUCAGAGCAAGAACUCUCCCAACACGACAGAUUUCAGCAGCUUCACUAGUUCUCCUGGACCUGAGAGCAGCUCAUCAGUGACCGAUCAGGCGACACAGAACAACUCUGUUCCUCCACUGGUUCCUUACGUGUCUCCUGGACCAUAUCUAGUGGAAUAUCCUCAUCAGUACCACUUCAAUAUCAAUGAGCCUCAGAAGUGUUCGGAGCAGCAGCCUUUCCUGGUUCUGAUGGUUCCCGUGGCGCCCGACAACCGGGCCCACCGCGACAUCAUCCGCAACACGUGGGGAGGUGACAGCAGCGUCCUGGGUAAAGUGGUGAAGCUGUUCUUCCUGCUGGGGCAGAAGACUGGAGAGGGAGCGGAGCAGCUCCARGAGCAGCUGCUGCAGGAGAGCACAGAGCACCGGGACCUGAUCCAGAGCGACUUCGUGGACUGCUACAAGAACCUGACCAUCAAGACCAUGGUGAUGCUGGAGUGGCUGGACUCCUACUGCUCCAACGCCUCUUACGCCAUGAAGAUCGACUCGGACAUGUUCUUAAAUGUGCCCAAUCUCAUAAAUAUGUUGUUGAGCGCUCCGAAGACAAACUACAUGACUGGACUGGUGGCGAGAGGAGGUGCCGUUCUGAGGGAUCCCAGCUCUAAAUGGUACGUCCCUGAGGAUCUCUACCCCGACUCACAGUACCCACGAUACGCUUUGGGUCUGGGCUACGUUUUGUCCUCAGAUCUCCCGAAGAAGUUGGUGGAAGCAGCCAAACACGUGCGAGCUCUGUACAUCGAAGACGUUUAUCUGGGGCUGUGUAUGCAGCACCUGGGCAUCCCCCCCACUGACCCCCCAGACUGGGGUUACUUCCAUGUGUUUCCUGUGUCGUACAGUCGCUGCGCUUUCUCCAAACUCGUCGCCACCACCACUCAUGAAGGAGCUGAUCGUACGUGGAUGUGGACGGACUUUAAAAAACCAGGCCUGUACUGCUGAGGUGUAAAAGAGAAACAGGAUUCAUUCAAUUCAAUUUAUUUGUAUAGCGUCAAAUCAUUAUAUACAUUAUCUCAAGGCUCGUUACAUAGAAGGUUUUUGUGGUUUAGGUUUUAAACGUUGAUUACAUAUUUUAGAGAUCUGCUCUCCUCUCAGGUUCACGUUGAACAGAACAAACAUCAUCAUGGUUCAGUGGCUGAAGACAGUUUUUAAAUCUAGUAUUUCUACAGUUGAGAGAACACAGACCGGGUGAAUGUGUGCAUAGAUAUAAAUAGAAGACUGUAGAUGUUUAACAAGGUCUUCCUCAAAGUGAAUGAAAAUGUGGCACUUGAUAGUUUCUCUUCCAGAGUCUGAUCGAUCAGGGUUUUCUUCUCGCUCAGGAGAUAAAUUCUGUCACAACACGUCCACGAACGGCCGAGACAUUCUGUCUGUCCUCCGGUCACCGCUCCACCUCCAGGGUUGACGUGUGUGACUGUACGUCGUGUUUGCUGAUGGGUGGAGUUACAGUGAAGGGGUUGGUCUGACGUUUUAAAUUUCCAUCAUCCAUAAAACAAGUUGUUUGAUUUGGACAAACACAUCAAACCUCAGGGAAACUUCUACACUGUGCUUCUCUUCAAACCAUGUUCACCAAGCAGGAGCCUGGAGAAGCUCUGUGAUGUCCCCUCCUCUGUGACGUCACCUCCUCUGUGACGUCACCUCAUCUGUGACGUCCCCUCCUCUGUGACGUCCCCUCC